CUUUCCCGGCGUCUUCGAACGCGCCGCGGCAGCCAUGUUGGUCGUGGCCAACACAGGGGCCGGCACCUCGGGGUUACGGAAGCAGGUGUCACGAUGUUGGGAUCCUUGGUGUUGAGAAGCGCGCCGGCGCCGCGGAACCUCCUCCGGCUACUCAGGGCUUCGUCGAUCCAGAGCCGUGGAAUUGCCUCCAGCCGGACCAUAAUCUCUGAAGACCGCGGGGAGCUGCAGUGGCUGAGAGCGACCGCCGGGGGGCACCGUGGAACAUCUUUGGCCUUGCUUCUCGGACGAGGGGCUGCCACCUGGGGGCGCCAGGGAGGACGCACCAAGACCCAGUGCUUGACUACCCCCACGUCGGGGCACCUUCCUAGUCCUGAAGAAAUAGUCCCAGGACAGGACAACUGGAAUGGGUUCUCCAACCCAGCUGGACUGGGCGUGUGGGCCCUCGCCACGGCGCUGGUGGUUCACUGCUAUAGCAAGAAUCCGUCCGACAAGGAUGCAGCCCUGAUGGAAGCUGCCCGCACCAACAAUAUACAAGAACUCAACAGGCUGUUAUCACAAGGUGCAGACAUCAAUGCAAGACACAGACUUGGCUGGACCGCACUCAUGGUGGCAGCCAUUAACCGAAAUGACAGUGUGGUGCAGAUUCUCCUUGCUGCUGGAGCUGACCCAAAUCUUGGGGAUGAUUUCAGCAGUGUCUACAAGACUGCCAAGGAACAGGGAAUCCAUUCUUUGGAAGAUGGGGGACUGGACGGUGCAAGCUGGCUCAUCACAAACCAGUGGACAAGUGCCCUGGAGUUCAGGAGGUGGCUAGGAGUCCCCACUGGCGUCCUGGUCACCCGAGAGGAUGAUUUCAAUAACCGACUAAACAAUCGUGCCAGCUUCAAAGGCUGCACAGCCCUGCACUACGCUGUCCUUGCUGAUGACUACCGCACCGUCAAGGAGCUGCUUGAUGGAGGAGCCAACCCCCUGCAAAGGAAUGAAAUGGGACACACACCAUUGGAUUAUGCCCGAGAAGGGGAGGUGAUGAAGCUUCUGAGGACCUCAGAGGCCAAGUACCAGGAGAAGCAGCGGAAGCGUGAGGCUGAGGAACGGCGCCGCUUCCCCCUGGAGCAGCGACUGAGGGAGCACAUCAUUGGCCAGGAGAAUGCCAUCACCACCGUGGGUGCCGCAAUCCGGAGGAAGGAGAAUGGCUGGUAUGAUGAAGAACACCCUCUGGUCUUCCUCUUCUUGGGAUCAUCUGGAAUAGGAAAAACAGAGCUGGCCAAGCAGACAGCCAAAUACAUGCACAAAGAUGCCAAAAAGGGCUUUAUCAGGCUGGACAUGUCUGAGUUCCAGGAGCGACAUGAGGUGGCCAAGUUUAUUGGGUCCCCACCAGGCUAUAUCGGCCAUGAGGAGGGUGGGCAGCUGACCAAGAAAUUAAAGCAGUGCCCCAAUGCUGUAGUGCUCUUCGAUGAGGUGGACAAGGCCCAUCCAGAUGUGCUCACCAUCAUGCUGCAGCUGUUUGAUGAGGGCCGGCUGACAGAUGGGAAGGGGAAGACCAUCGACUGCAAGGAUGCCAUCUUCAUCAUGACCUCCAACGUGGCCAGUGACGAGAUUGCACAGCACGCCCUGCAGCUGAGGCAGGAAGCUUUGGAGAUAAGCCGCAACCGUAUUGCUGAAAACCUUGGUGAUGUCCAGAUUAGUGACAAGAUCACCAUCUCUAAGAACUUCAAGGAGAAUGUAAUCCGCCCCAUCCUAAAAGCUCACUUCCGGAGAGAUGAGUUUCUGGGACGGAUCAAUGAGAUCGUCUACUUCCUUCCCUUCUGCCACUCAGAGCUCAUCCAACUAGUCAACAAGGAACUGAACUUCUGGGCCAAGAGAGCCAAGCAAAGGCACAACAUCACACUGCUGUGGGACCGUGAGGUGGCAGACGUGUUGGUAGAUGGCUACAAUGUGCACUACGGUGCCCGCUCCAUCAAGCAUGAGGUCGAGCGCCGCGUGGUGAACCAGCUGGCCGCAGCCUAUGAGCAGGACCUGCUACCAGGGGGCUGUACUCUGCGAAUCACUGUGGAGGACUCGGACAAGCAGCUCCUCAAAAGCCCUGAACUCCCCCAGGCUGAGAAGCGUACACCCAAGCUGCGGCUAGAGAUCAUUGAUAAGGACAGCAAGACCCACAAACUGGACAUCCGGACACCACUGCACCCCGAGAAGGUGUGCUACACCAUCUAGGGCCUGUCUGCCUAUACAUGCCCUGAGCAUCUAAUAAAGACCCCUCGCUGUGGCAUGGCAGCUGCCCUAUCUCCCAUCAUGCCUCCCGCAGCUCCAGCCUGGAAGCGCUCCCUUGUCCCCUUGGUCUGCUAGCAAGUCCUCAGGGGAGGAACUGCCUCACCACCCUGUUCAAAGCCAAGGAUCAGAGCCAGGCAUAGUAGCACACCCAGCACUCAGGAAGCUGAGCCAGGAUUGCCAGAAGUUUGAGGCCAGCCUGGGCUACAUAGUGAGUCUAAGGCCAGGCUGAACUACACAGUGGGACCCUGUCUCAAAAAAAAGAAAGGAGCAGGGAAGCCCCUAAUCUGUCUUCACUUGGUCCCCAUUCCCCAUGGUCACUAAACUUAGCAUGUUCCCUAAAGCUUAGAAGUAUGGUAACUAGGAACAGAUCUAGUGGAACAAGAUAGGGACCUGACUGUGACCUACAUCCUGCACCUGCUGUCUUACAGCUCAGUCCCUAGAACAUCUCCAUCAGAAGUGGAGGAAGAGUGCAGAGGCCCAGCCCUGGUGGUUUUGCAGUUUAGUUUGUAGCUACCUCUUCUGCAUGUCCCAAAAGUCUUAAGAGGAAGGGACAGAUACAUAGGCCUUUUCUCUUCCCCUGCCCUCCCAUGCCCACUGUUUCUCCCCACAUCAUGCCCUGCAGUCACACCAGAAUGAGGCUAGGGUCAGGCACCUUUGCAAGCCUGACUAGUUCAUUACCCUGCCCUGCUCUGGGACUGACAUCAGCCCCAGAUGACCAAGCAGACUCAGCUCUGUAGAAGCCUCCUUCAGGAGACAGAGAGUGUUGACACUGGGAGGCUGUAGGGGGAGAAAACUGGGGUGAGACCCCAUGUAGGUGGCCAUGGAGCCUGCCUCAGCCCUGUCUAUAACUCUUGUUUCAGCUAAGUGAGUCUGGAGUAAGCCUGCAAAUUAGUCACUAAGCAGAAGGUCCAGACACCAUGCCCUCAUACAGAGGCCAUUCCACAGACCUGCCUGUCUCAGCGCCCACUUGGCAAAAUACCAGCAAGGCCUGGUGUAUUCUCGAAUACAAUCUGCCGUAUCUGCCCCUGGUCAGAACUGCAUCCGGCCUGCCUCUGCAGGGUGGUGUUAACCUUUCUCAGGAAGUACGAAGUGGGGGCCCAGGAAUCAGAGGACCAGGGGUGCUUGCAGAAUGUUGUAACAGCAUUGUAUGGGCGGUCACAAAAGCCAGGCACAGGCCUAGCACAUGUCAGCAGUCCCUGUCCAGCCCAUCAGAGGUGCUGUGCCGCUGGCCCUCCCUCAGUGACUGCUGUUCCAGUGUUGUGAUCGUUGUUUACUUUUGGUUUUGAAAAAAGUUUAGAUUUACAGAGAGUUGCAAAAAGAGUAGGGAGGGGGCUGGGGGUUUAGCUCAGCGGCAUAAGCGCCUGCCUGGCAAGCAGGCAGUGGUGAGUUCGAUCCCUGCUACCGAUAAAAAGGAAAAAGACAAAAAAAAAAGAGUAGGGCGUUCUUAUAUAUCUUCUACCCAUCUGCUUCUAAUAUUAACAUAUCAUAAAACCAUACUAUGAUCGUCACAGGAAAUUUCACAUUCCUAUGAUACUGUUGACUAAUAUGCGGAUAUUUUAAUUUUGCCAGUUUUCCCCUGAUGUCUUUUUCUAACCCAGGACAUUCCACGUUAUAUUUUGUUGUCAUGUUUCCUUCAGCUCCGCCAGCCUGUGGCAAUUCCUCCAUCCUUGUCUUUUAUGCCAUUGACACUUUUGAAAGAUCCAGGUCAGUUAUUCGGUAGAAUGUCCCCCAAUUUUAUUUUCUCCAGUGCUUUCCCAUGAUUAUACUGAGGACCUGCACUUCUGGCAAGGUGGCCCCAGAAGUGACACUGGGUCCGUGGUGCCUUCUGGCAGCUGGUGGUGGUAACUCUGAGAGUAGAUGGUAACCAGUGGCAGAAAAACCUAGCUGUGUCCCAGGCCUGGGGCAUGCUAGGCACGCUGCACGGAGCCACAGUCCCACCCAAGAACACGCUUCAAAAGGGUCACAUUUUAAUCAUCUUUCAGCUCCUUCUUUUGUCUAUUAGGAUAUUAUCCAUUUGUUCUGUUUUUAAAUUUGUUGCCAUUAAGUUCUAAAAAAUUUUUCCCUCUCCUGUCUGUGUGACUGUUUCUAAUGUUGCAUUGCUAAUCUUGUAUUUUUAUUUCCUCCCCCUUCAGGAAGUUUUCAUUUAUUCAUAUAUAUAUAUAUAUAUAUAUAUAUAUAUAUAUAUAUAAUUUUUUUUAAUGACUGGAUCUCCCCAUGUAGUUCACUGUGGUCUUGAACUCACUCCUUAGGCUGGCCUCAAACUCAUGGCAGUCCUCCUGCCUCAGCCUCUCAAGUGUUGUAAUUACAAGCAUGUGCCAUUAUACCUGAUUUAUCAUAUUUAUAUUUUCAAAUAAUUGCUUUUUAGCUUAUUUUUCUAUUGUUUUCUCCCUACUUCAACUUCAGUUUUUGUAUUUAUUGGUUCAUUUUUUAUUUUCUUAAGGCUUCCAUGUGCUUUUUUUUUUAGAGAUGAGAACAAGAUAUUUUAUUUUUUAAAGAGAAAAAACAAUAAAAAUGAUACAGAAUUUCAAAAGAAGAUAAUAGCUUAGCAAUGGUUAAUGUAUUGCAUAUGGUUAUCUUCAUAGUAGUUGCUGUCAUAUAUAUAUAUAUAAUAUAUAUAUAUUAUAUAUAUAUAUGUAUGUAUGUAUUUCUCUUUCCCUUCCCUCUUUUCUCCUUUCCCCCAUCCCAGUUGCUCUUUCCUUUUGAGCAAUUUAUUCUCCUUUCACAAAAUCUAUUGUACAUUUUGGAUCUUAUUUACUCUUUCAAUGUCUUACACUAGGGAGACAAUAUGGUGUUCACACAUAUGAGUCUGAUUUAUUUCACUUAUGAAUAUGGUCGCGAGUUGCAUCCAUUUACCUAUAAAAGCCUCAAGUUUAUCUUUCUUUACAGCUCAGUAGUACUCCAUUGUAUAAAAAAUUCUAUUGUUUUGUUUUUGAGACAAGGUCUUUCUGUGUAGUUCAAGCUAACCUUGAACUCACUAGGUAGCCUAGGCAGGACUCAAAGUCACAGCAAUCCUCCUGCCUCAGCUUCCUGAGUGCUGAAUUACAGAUGUGCACCUCUACACCGAGCUUUUCUCUAAAUUUCUACAAUCCCUCUACACUUGUGAGAUUUUUUUCUUUGAACCAUUUUCAAGUCCAUCCUCCUGUGUUCUAGAAGCCUUCAUAAGGUAUCUGGUCUCAUACUGCACUGUUGGCUGUAAUCCAUUAGAGCUGCAGUGCUGGCAGGCCUCAAUACUUGGUCAUAAGCACAUGACAAAAGUAUACUACGCAAACAAGUGCUCUGUCCCAGGACCCACUCACACAUCCACACAUUCCCCGGGGCAUCUGUCAUGUGCUAGCACCAUGCCAGGCUGUGAAGAGUGAGCUGAACAUCUCGGUGUUUGCCCCCUUGGAGCUUACAUUCUAGUGAUACAGACAAAAAAACAUGGCAUAAGUGAACUAAGCAAUGCCCAGGAUGUAAUGGAAGUAGAGAUAAUAGGUCCAACAUGACCUAUGAAGUCUAGCAAAGAAUCUGGAGAAGUGAUAGUUAAGUUCCUCACACCCUGAGGAUCUAGUGUGUUUCCCUGUCCUGUUCUCAGGGAGGCGGCUCUUGGGGUUGGCUUUGGUUUUGUUGUCUUUCAGUAUGAAAGUUACCUUUUUUGAUUUACACCCCUGCUUACUACCUGCUUGCUGUUCUUGACCAGUUAUACACCCAAUAGUGAUAAUGCACAAAGGAUGCUCACUGAAUGCCUUACAGCUUCUAGAAGUCUGGCUGCCACACAGAAAGGAGAACGAACGAGACAGCUGGAGAGAAAGCAGCAGAAAAAUAGUACAGUUGCCAGAAUGGCAGCCACAAGCCCUGUGGCAUUGGAGGGUAAGCAUCAGUAUGAACUGCUCUUUAAUACACAGAUGGACAGGGAAAAGCAGAUGUCUGUAUGCAUGUGUUGACAUGCAUAUGUAUAUCCUACCACUGUCUACGGGAGAGCCUAGGAGCAGUGACACCCAAGUAUCAAUGAGUGUACCCAGUGUCCAGACCCAGAUUUGUAGGUACCAAGAGCUAACUGGUUUAUUCAAGAACAGAUGGAACGGAGAUUCCUGGAGAAAUGGCUGAUGUCAAGACUAGACAGGGAAAAUGUGAGCAAGCCCAGGACAACUGGUGGUGCCAGAAAAUAAGGAAGCCCUCGAAAAAUGAUGGGGAAGAGUUGAAAAUAAUUAGAGUUCCCAAUAGCCAAGCAUGGGCCACUGAGCAUUAAUUACCCAUAGAAUAAAACUAGUAUCUAUUACUUCACAGUGAUGUAAGUUAGUGAAAGAUGGGGGGAAAGUUCUUCCUUAUAAUGUCAGUUAAUACAGAUGAAUAAAGAGAAAGUCAUCAUUAGGCAACUACAGCAUUAAUACGUGUAAGCAAGAACCACUCUUCUCAGAUGUGUUACUGAUUUCAAGAGGAAAAUUCCUUUUGAGGGGGUACUGGAGAUGGGCCUCAAGCAUACAAGGCAAGUGCUGUGCCACUGAGCUAUACCCCAGCCCCCAAAUGCAUCAUUUUACAGUAGAGAAUCUAGUUGAUCCUUAGACCACAAGAAAAUAAAAAUUACUGUUUUGAUUAAAUUUUAAAAUUAUAUAUGUGAGGCUGGGGAUAUAGCUCAGCAGAUAAGUGCCUGCCUGGCAAGCACAAGGUCCCGAGUUCAAUUUCUGGCACCCCCCCCAAAAAAAAAACCAUAUAAAACCUACAAAUAUUAAGAAUAGUGUGAAUACAUUCUUGUAGCCAUCACUGUCACCAAAAUAGGUAAGUUCCAGUUUGGGGCUACAUAUAAACUCAGACCAAGGAAAAUGAUGGAAAGAUGCCCACCUGAUUUUAAAAGCCCCCCCCCAUGCCCUAACCAUGACAGUGCUGAAGGAAUAACCCAAUCAUGUUGACUGUAAAUGCACAAAGCCCAAGUAAAGCAAAGCUGGAGCAGGCACGAUAGUGCACACUUGUAAUUCCAGCUACUUGGGAGGCGGAGGCAGGGGGAUGGCAAGUUCAAGGCCAUACAGGGCAACUUAGCCAGAUGCUGUCUUAGACCAAAAGAGAUGGGGAUGUAGCUCAGUGGUAGAUACUUAACCUAGCAUACUGAAAGCUCUGGGUUCAAAUCUUCAGUAUUAAAAAAAAAUCAAACUGUACUAUGAUCACAAAGUUUUUUGGACCCAGUGUCAGAAAUUAUUAAUAAUCCAUCAUACCAAGAACGAAUAUCAAGGCCAGCCAUGAGCUCAAGGCCAACCUGGGCUACCAAGUGAGUUCAAGGCCAGCCUGAACUGCAUAGUGAAAUCCUGUCUCAAAAAAAAGACAAGGUCUGGAAAAAUAAAUUAGUUAGCUUUCAUUUUUUUAUGCAGAUACUUAUACUAUGAUUAUUGAAGAGAAUACCUUUAUUUUUAGAAAAUGUAAAGAGGUUAAAGGCAAGGAAUUUGCAAAUAUUUUAGGAAACAUCUGUAUACAUAUACAUGGAAUGAAAAAAGUAGACACAUAUAUACACAGGAAGCAAAAGUAAACACUUGGAAAAUCUGAAGAAUUUGCAACUUUUUGUAAGUCUAAAAUUUUCAAAAUAAAGGGUGUUUUAAAUAUAUCAGUGUAGGGCCAGAGGUUAACUCCGGCUUAAGCGCUUUCGUGUUAAGUGUGAGGUCGUGAGUUUGAUCCCCAGAACCAAAAAAUAAAACAAUAAAUAUAUCAGUGUAUACUGAUAAAUAUUGGAUAACAAUUUAAAGAAAAGUGAUUUGAGUAUGAUAAGUCAUGAAAAUAACAUUUAAUCAUAAAUGCUAAAGCUAUCUCGGAAGUUUGAAACAGGAAACAACGUUGCUUUGAAGAUUAGGUGAAAAUAAGGGAGAAUACUAAAUAUGGGUGCUGGAAAUAUCUUUCUCGCUGAUUUGUAUAUUUAGAAGAUCCGAAUGACAAUGGUAAAAACCUAUUAGCAUUAAAAGGACAUUUGGUGAGUGGAUGAAUAAAAGAUAAAUGUACAAGAA
Cavia porcellus (domestic guinea pig) is the source of this 8228-nucleotide messenger RNA. RefSeq names its product ClpB family mitochondrial disaggregase (gene Clpb). Lineage: Eukaryota; Metazoa; Chordata; Mammalia; Rodentia; Caviidae. The coding region runs from base 94 to 2208 and encodes 704 amino acids. The record is from RefSeq and is a predicted model, not a curated record. The transcript has 17 exons. Gene Ontology annotation, cellular component: mitochondrion; cytoplasm. Gene Ontology annotation, molecular function: ATP binding; ATP hydrolysis activity; protein binding. Gene Ontology annotation, biological process: cellular response to heat.